Molecule: messenger RNA, 5827 nt
Organism: Oncorhynchus mykiss (rainbow trout)
Lineage: Eukaryota; Metazoa; Chordata; Actinopteri; Salmoniformes; Salmonidae
Source: RefSeq, a predicted model, not a curated record
UGAACGCUUCCCGGUUAUAUCAGCAGAUCUAUCACCAUGGCUUCUGAAGCAGUGGCUGUGUUGCUGCUGGUCUUCUUGUCAGGAUCUACCUUUGGGAUAAAGCUGGAAGGAAAUGGAUACACAGACGUUCUGAUUGCUAUUAACCCAGUGGUACCUGAGAACCCACUGCUCAUCGAGAGAAUCAAGGAAAUGAUGUGCAAUGCGUCAUCCGUACUCUUUACAGCCACUGAAGACAAAUUCUACUUUGAAGAGAUAACAAUACUAGUGCCACCAAACUGGUCUCAAGGAGGCUAUGGAAGAACAAAGACUGAAACCUAUGAAAAAGCCAAAAUAAUCAUUAAUGAGGAAAAUCGUGCAUAUGGAGAUCAACCUUACACCCUGCAGUAUGGUCAAUGUGGAUCUGAGAGCCGGUACAUUCAUUUGACCACUAAAUUCAUCUUAGAUGAUGAACUCAUUAAACUGUAUGGACCCAGAGGUAAAGUCCUUGUGCAUGAAUGGGCUCACCUGAGAUGGGGAGUUUAUGAUGAAUUUGAUGACGGUCAGCCAUUCUACAAGGGUGCACACAGUGAUAUUCAGGCAACUAGAUGUUCCCUAGAGCUUGAUGGUAAAAUUGUCAACAGAAUUAACCACACAAAUUGCACACACAUUGACCCGAACAACAAGAUAUAUCCACAGGACUGUGUGUUCUUAGCAGACAGCGAACAAUGGGAGAAUACUGCAUCUUUAAUGUCCUAUCCAAGUUUACAUAAGGUUACAAGAUUCUGCUCCAAAAAAACACACAACAGUGAGGCCCCUAAUGCACAGAACAGGAUGUGUGACAACAGAGAUGUGAUGGACGUUAUUUUCACAAGCUCAGUGGAUGCCAAAGCCAAUGUCCAGCCUCUGAAAGGACCACAUCCAGCACCUAGGUUCACUGUGAUGCAGAGGGGACAGAGAGUUGUCUGUCUGGUCCUUGAUGUUUCAGGAAGCAUGCGUGGCUCAAGAAUAUUGCAACAGCAACAAGCAGCAUCUCUGUUCCUGACAACUAUAGUAGAAGAUCAUUCAUAUGUUGGGAUUGUAACAUUCACAAAAGAUGCCAAAACUUUUAAACCUUUAACUGUAAUCCAUGGUGAAGAAUCAAGAACGCAACUUGUGAGAUAUUUGCCAAGUGAAGCUAAUGGAGGCACUGACAUUUGUAAAGGACUUAAAAAUGGUUUUGAGGAGUUACGCAAAGACAAUGGCAAUACAAUGGGAGAUGAAAUCAUCCUUUUAACUGAUGGGGAAUCAGAAUUAAAUUGUGCGUCGGAGGUUAAAGAAAGUGGUGCCAUUGUAAAUACAAUUGCUCUUGGACCAAGUGCAAACAAAGAGUUGAAAAUGUUGUCAGAAAUAUCAGGUGGGAAAUAUUUCUAUGCAUCUGAUAAUCUGGAUCAAACUGAACUUGUGAACGUCUUUGCUUCACUUACCACAACCAAUGGCGAUUUGACACAUCAGACAAUCUUGAAUGGAAUUCUCAACGGGACUGUGUCUGUUGAUCACACAAUCGGGAAUAAAACCACCUUUUUGGUGCUCCAUGAAAGUCAGUCCCCGGAGGAUAUUGAAAUAAAAAGCCCAUCUGGACAAAUCUACGAUUUUAUUGAUUUUCAACAUUCUUCUAUUUCCAAAAUGCACUCCUUAGUUAUUCAAGGAACAGCUGAGACUGGAGAUUGGACAUAUGCCAUAAAAAAUACACUGUCAGAUCAGUAUAUAACAAUAACAAUAACAAGUUGUGCUGUCAGUGACGCCAUACCUCCAGUCACGGUCAAGGCUCACAUGAGCCAACAGUCCAUUGAUGGCAGCAAACCCAUGUUGGUGUAUGCAGAGGUCAACCAGAAAGGUGUUCCAGUGAUUCUGGCAGAUGUGAUGGCCACACUGAAGUCUGAUUCUGGGGACCAAUAUCAGCUGGAACUGCUGGAUAAUGGAGCAGGUGCUGAUGCUUUUAGAAAUGAUGGGAUCUAUUCCAGAUAUUUUACCACUUCUAAAAAUGGAAGAUACAACUUGAAAGUGAAAGUGCAGAGAAAAAACAAAGGCAAAAAUAAUGGACAAGUUAGAUUGAAGAGACACAGUGUUGCCCCAUAUGUACCUGGUUAUGUCAUCCAAGGGAAAGUAGUGAUGAACCCCCCAAAGCCCCCAGUCAGUGAGGAUGACCUGCAGGCUGAUGUGGGCAGCUUCACCAGGACAGCCAUAGGAGAGAGCUUCUCAGUCAGUCUCCCACCUCGUGUCCCCCCUCCAAAUUUCCCCCCUAACAAAAUCACAGACCUGAAUGCAGAGAUAGAGGAGGACAAAGUGAUGCUCACAUGGACUGCACCUGGGGAAGACAUGGAUCAAGGCACGGCUGAUUCCUAUGAGAUCAGAGUCAUGGACUUGGAAGCCCUGAGAGGAAAUUUCAGUGGAGCACAUCUAAUGAACACCUCCGACAUCCGACCACUAGAGGCAGGCUCUACAGAGGAAUACUCCUUCCUUUCCAGUUACAUCAUCAAUGCUGAACCCGAGACGGUCAUGUUCUUUGCUGUACGUUCUUGUGACAAGGAUUCUCUGAUGUCUGACAUGUCUAAUGUUGCUAAAGCCACAAAAAUUUGACCAUUUGUUCCAACUACAACUACGCCUACGAUAUCACAAUAUCCAAGUCCAAACCUAAAGCGGUCCUCUGGAUCAAAUGUAGUAGCAGUGGUUCUAUCAGUCUUUGGUACUGCUGCAGUCAUUAUUGCUGUGCUAGUUGUAAGCAGGAUGUGACUCAACAGACCCGGGAACACUCCCAACUACACAGAGACACAGGUCUCUACAAGCUUUCUGUAACAAUUAACAGCACGAAUACAUCCAUGGGCUUAUCAACACUAAAGAUAAUUGUAUAAUUAAUCUAACAUUCCUUUCUGAAAAACAAUGGCAACGCGAGCUAUUCUCUCUCUGAAUUUGAAAGCUAUUACCCUUUCCAAAGGCAAGACAGAAUUGUAUUUACUGAGAAGACAGAGCAAAAUGUGCCAUCCAUCAUGGUAAUCGCCCCAGUCAUUUACUGGCUAACAAACUACGCAGUAAUGACCAAUUAGUUGAUAUAGCAACUUCUGAAUCUGAAACAGCGGAAUUACUAUCAGAACCCAAAUGAAUCAAAGAUUCUCCUUCUUCUCCUUCUACUCCCCCUGAGGUCUAUUUUAAAUAUUGGAAUCAAUUAGGUUCACUUUUGCUCGAAAUAACUAACAUUUGGGAAGGUGAAUGAAGCACAAAUGUCGGCUUAUAAUUGUAAAGUAAGGAUACCACUCAGUGUCCUGACUCUCGCCCCCAUCUUUGAUAAACAUAGAUAUUUAAUUGUUUUCCAAAAUGUUGUCAUCCCGUCUCGAGACUUUCUUUCCCAAAUUGGUUUGUUAAAGCGGGUUUGUUAAAAAACGUUAAUCCACGGACAAUCGCCAGCGCCUGUUACAUGUCAACAAUGCUUCAAAAGAAACAACAGCUCCUUGGGCUGUUUUAUCUCUUGAUGCAGAAAAAGCUUUGAUAGACUUGACUGUUAAUGCCUCUGGUCGAUCUUGGAACAUAUGGGAAUUGGCUCUAAUUUCAUUAACAUGAUUAGAAUACUAUAUGCCAAUCUCUCAGCCAUAGUUAUAACAGGUAAUAUCUGCUCUGCUCUGUUCAAAAUCACUUGAAGCAGCAGACAAUGCUGUCUGAGUUCUUUAUGGAACCCCUGGCCCAGGAAAAUCAUCAAUCGAAGGAAAUAACACGAACUUCUCUAAAAGCUACUGAUCACUUAAUCUCAUUAUACACGGAUGACAUUUUACUAUACUGCUGUGGAAACAAUUAAGAGACCAUGGCAAAAUUAUCAGUUUCUCUGGUUUUACUAUUUAUAGGUUAGUGUUUGGGUAAAAUUAACAUUUUCGUUUUUAUUCUAUAAACUACUGACAACGUUUCUCCCAAAUUCCAAAUAAAAAUAUUGUCAUUUAGAGCAUUUAUUUAAAGAAAAGAGGAAGAUGGAUGGUCACAAGCCAUCAAACAAAGCAGAGCUGCUAGAAUUUCUGCGCCAGGAGUGGAAUAAAGUCACCCAACAUCAAUGUGAAAGGCUGGUGGAGAGAAUGCCAAGGCACAUGAAAGCUGUGAUUAAAAUCAGGGUUAUUCCACCAAAUAUUGACUUCUGAACUCUUUAAAACAUUAGUAUUGUGUUGUUAAAAAAUGAACCUUAACUUAUUUUCUUUGCAUUAUUCCAGGUCUGACAACAUUGCCCCUUUUUUGUUUUUUGACCAGUUGUCAUUUUCUGCAAAAAAAUGCUCGAAAUGACAAUAUUUUUAUUUGGAAUUUGGGAGAAACGUUGUCAGUAGUUUAUAGAAUGAAACAAAAUGUUUGUUUUACCCAAACACAUACCUACCUAUAAGUAGUAAAACCAGAGAAGCUGAUCAUUUUGCCAUGGUCUCAUAAUCUUAACCAGAGCUGUAUAUAGAUUAACAUUGUAUCGCAAUCAUUCCUAAAUGCAUUGAAGAAUAUAGAAUAAUUUAACUUCAUCCCAAAUUAUUAAAUGUAUCUAACCAAAUCAUCCCUACUGCCUCUCAAGACCCCGACGGAGAACUCAGUCUUUAGUUAUUGAAUCCCAAUCAUUGCCCAUUUUAAAUAUGUGAGUAGAUAUAUUUCCUCCUAAGAUAAAACCAUUGCAAGAAGCUUUAACGGAACGCUCAAAUCAAUUAAAAUCCAGCCUCAGUAGAUGGACUAACAUCCCAGUUGCUUUAACUGGCAGAAUAUCUAUUGUCAAAAUGAAUAUAUUGCCAAGCGUGAAUUUCUGUAGUUCAAUUCUUCCCGUCUCUCCAUUCUGGCUAUUGGGAUACAAUUCAUAGUGCUGUUUCAAAAUGCAAAUGGAAAAGCAAGUGAUCCUGGAUUUUGUUUGAAUUACGAAGAGGGAGUCUUUCCUACGUCUUGUACUACUUUCCAACUUUCCCGGGCACGAGCAUUUCGCCCCAUCCUAAAUUGGUGUAACUGGGAAUCAAAAUGUCAUGCCUAUAAUACAAUAUUUCACAAUAAUGCCUUGCGAUCUGGAACAGAAUAUAGAAAAAUAUGACCUUGGCAUCCCGUAAUCUGAACCAUCAAUUUAUACAUGUAAAGGUUGUUCAAAGACUGCAUUAAACAUCGAGGAAACGUUUCACGAUGAAAUUGGUCCCAACUGUUCACUGUGUUCCCUACAAGCAACAGUGACAAGCAACCAUAGUUGCUGGGAGGCUGUAUGGGCAGUGGCUUGUUUGAUGGGAAGUAGCAUACUUAUUUGUGUUUAUUUUCCUUUACAUACUAAAUGUCAUAAUGAUCAAUACUUUGUAUUUAUGUGCCUUUAUUUUUGAGUGUCAGGCUACAGGUAAAGACGAUAUGAACUGAACCGCCCCACUCUACUUCUCUCUUUUCAUUAUAGUCAUAAUGUUUGUAACUUGUUGUCAUCAUAUUCAUGCCAUUUUUUUAAAUGUUAUAUUCUUUCAGGACAAACACAUUAACAUCUUGCAUGCUUUGAUUUUUUUAGAUGUACUUGCUUAGUUAAACCACAGGAUGGCAGUCAAGUACCAGCAUUAGCUUUUCUUCACUGUCUUUUGUCUGUCUGGUCUGGUGCUUUACUAUUGGGAUCAUGUCAUGAUGUGGGCAUAUUUAAAACUUUUACGAAUGAAACUGGCUACUCUUCUACCAUUAUAUUGUUUUACUGUGAUUGAAAGGGGUCUGUUCAAGGUCUUAAUAAAAGGCCUAUUUUACACUCACACAUUCAUUCGUUUAAAUUCAUGUAUUCUACUCUCAUGACUUCACAUUUAACACUCAUUCCACAUAAUUUUGUGAUAAGUCGAAUUGAUAAAUAAAAAUCGUAUAAUUU